AUGUCAUCUCAUAUUAAAAAUCUCAUGUCGGCAGGGUCGUAUUUCGAUACACUACCAAAUGAGGCCCAUGAUUUUAGGAAACCCACCGCUAUGGUAGUAACGACGCAACUAACGAUUGCUACCUUGUUGGGCCUUUUUGCCUUACUUUCAUUCUCUAUUCUGUUGAAGAAGUGGCCAAGAUUGUAUGCAAGCAGAAGGUAUAAAGAUGAGGGAAAUCUUCGAUUACCAUCCUGGAAUCAGUCAAGUUUAUUUGGUUGGCUGGCCGUCUUAUAUAGAAUAGGGGACGAACAAAUUUUGGAAUAUGCAGGUUUAGAUGCGUAUGUGUUCUUAAGCUUUUUCAAAAUGUGCAUUAAGCUAGUUUCCAUUUUCUGUUUCUUUUCCUUAUGCGUUAUAUCUCCAGUGAGGUAUCAUUUUACAGGAAAAAUUGAUGAUGGUAACGAUGAUGAUGAUAAAUCUUUCAUACGUCUAGUGAAAAGAGUUAUGGAGGGAAGCGGCGAUGAUGAUGGCCACUCAGCUCCUGAACGUACGAAUGUGUACCUCUGGAUGUAUGUUAUUUUCACAUAUUUUUUCACCUUUAUAGCAAUUAAAAUGAUGGUCGCCGAAACAAAGCAUGUUGUGAAUACUAGGCAAGCAUACCUUGGCAAACAAAAUACCAUUACUGAUAGAACAAUUAGACUGUCAGGUAUUCCAAUAGAGCUUCGUGAUUCGGAUGCUCUAAAGACAAGAAUUGAACAGCUGAAAAUUGGUACUGUGUCAUCAAUCACUAUUUGUCGAGAAUGGGGUCCCUUGAAUAGGCUAUUCCAUUGUCGGAAAAAAAUCCUCAGAAACUUAGAACAGAAGUACGCAGAAUGUCCAAGCGAGCUACGUACUCGACAACCAUCCUCAGAGAAUUAUCGUUUAACAGGAACACAGCAAAAUAACGUGCCUUCACAURAAGGAACAACCCCAUCAAACGAUCACAAUGAGGACGAUGGUGUACUAUACUCUCAAAUUUCUUUGGGAGAAAGACCGAAAAUGAAAACUGGAUAUCGUGGUAUGUUCGGAAAGGAGGUGGAUGCUAUAGAAUAUUUAGAGCAGCAACUAAAGUUUAUUGACCUAGAAAUUACAGAGGCAAGAAAGGAACACUACUCUGCAACACCUACCGCAUUUGUGACAAUGGACUCUGUAGCUAACGCCCAGAUGGCGGCACAAGCUGUGUUAGACCCUAGGGUACAUUAUUUUAUAACCAGGUUGGCACCUGCACCUCAUGAUAUUAAGUGGGACCACGUUUGCCUUUCUAGAAAGGAUCGUUUAACAAAAGUUUAUUCCACUACUGUAUUCAUAGGACUUUCAAGUUUAUUUUUGGUUAUUCCAGUGUCAUACCUAGCCACUUUACUGAAUUUGAAAACCCUUUCAAAAUUCUGGCCAAGUGUGGGAAAGUUGUUGAAAGAACAUCAAUGGGCCGCCAACAUCGUGACCGGUUUAGUACCAACUUAUAUUUUUACUUUGCUCAACUUCGUCAUUCCUUACUUUUAUGAAUAUUUGACUUCAUACCAAGGUUUAGUAUCAUAUAGCGAAGAGGAGAUUUCACUUGUUUCCAAAAAUUUUUUUUAUAUUUUUGUUAAUCUUUUCUUAGUGUUCACGUUAGCAGGUACCGCAUCUAAUUAUUGGGCGUAUCUCAGUGAUACUACAAAAAUCGCCUAUCAACUUGCUACAUCGGUCAAAGAGUUCUCAUUGUUUUAUGUUGAUUUAAUCAUAUUACAAGGUAUUGGUAUGUUCCCCUUUAAGUUGCUUUUGGUUGGUAGUUUAAUUGGCUUCCCAUUAGUGAAAAUCCAAGCUAAAACUCCUAGACAACGGAACGAACUCUACAAUCCACCCAUUUUUAAUUUUGGAUUACAGUUACCACAGCCGAUUUUAAUUCUGAUUAUAACACUAAUUUAUAGUGUUAUGAGUACAAAAAUUCUGGCAUCGGGGUUGGCGUAUUUUAUCAUUGGAUUCUAUGUUUAUAAAUAUCAAUUGAUCUUUGCGACAGAUCAUUUGCCUCAUUCGACAGGGAAAGUAUGGCCUUUAAUUUAUAGAAGAAUUAUCGUUGGAUUGCUAUUGUUCCAGUUGACCAUGGUAGGUACACUGACAGGGUUUGAAGGAGGAUGGGUUUUGUCAUCCUGCCUCUUCCCCCUACCAGUGAUAACAUUAUGUUUCCUAUAUGAUUUUGAAAAGAACUACUUGCCUCUAUCGCAAUAUAUUGCAUUAAGUUCGAUUCGAGAGUACGAAAGAGAUAAUUCUCUGGUUAGCUCCAUCAGCGGCGAAGAAUCUUAUGCUUACCCUUACGCUGUGAGUGAACUAGAGGGUCCGAUGCUAGACUAA
This is a messenger RNA of Saccharomyces eubayanus, 2343 nucleotides long. It is a transcript of the gene CSC1, whose product is annotated as Csc1p. The record is from RefSeq and is a predicted model, not a curated record. Gene Ontology annotation, cellular component: plasma membrane. Bases 1 to 2343 code for a protein of 780 amino acids. Gene Ontology annotation, molecular function: calcium-activated cation channel activity. Lineage: Eukaryota; Fungi; Ascomycota; Saccharomycetes; Saccharomycetales; Saccharomycetaceae. The transcript has a single exon.